CACUUAUAUCAUCCGCCAGUAAAAGUUCUAACAAAUCAUUCAAACAAUCUCAAAAAAGACAACAUAAUUUUUUAGUAGUUCAAGUUAAUAAUCAGGGUGCUAAUCCAUAAUAGACCACAAAAAAUCACCAAGAAGGCUGAGAAAUGAAGAAAAAGAAGCACAAAUAAAAUUAGUAAUUGAUGUUGGAUAAUCUUAGUUUACGUUAAAGUAUUUUGUUUAGGGGCGAAGCUACUUAGAGUCUAGGGUGAGCCGUGACCCCGGGAAUAGCCAGACCCCUAGGAGCUUUAGGGAUAUUUAGAAAAACAAUUUAUAAGUAGGACUCAACCGACAUUAUGAUGUGUAAAAGUCAUUUAGUCUGAUACUUGUUAAGCCAUGCUUUUGGUAUGGAGCACACAAGUUCGAUACUCAGGUAGCUCACAUUUUGCUUUAUCCACUUUUUACUAGUGUUAUUAAAGCUUAUCCGAGCCGGUCGGUCGGACCGGGACUCGAACAUCGUUCUGGUUCGGAUCGCCUCCAAAAUCGCAACGGUUAGAAAGGCCGACAGGUGAGCGACCGAAACGGCUAACCAUUCGAGCCGCUCAAACCGCCUGACCGGUUUUUGGUUUUGGCUUAAAAUUAUUUAAAAAAAAGGAAACUCGAUGGAUCUCGAGUUGUUGUCUCUGCCGCCGUUGUCAUCAGGAUUAUUCACUGCCUACCUCGCGUCGCCAUUUUCAGAAAGAAAGAGAGGAGAGGUCAGUGAGUGGGGUUUGGGGAGACAUCGUGAGCUCGUGAGGGUUGAUCCAGCAGCGGGGUUUGGGGAGGAGGUUGGAGGAAGGGUCGAUGUUGGUGCGGUGAGGAGGACGGCGACGGUGUGGGGAGAUAGAGAUGUGAAAGGUUGGGAUGAGCGGAAGGGAUGAGCUGUGAAAGAGAUGUGAAAGCCUGAAGGUGGGGAAUGUGAAGGAAAUCAGAGGGAGAGAGUGGAUGAGCGGCGGGUGGGGUGGGGAUUAUGGAUUUUUUAGUGCUUAUACUUUAUAUAUAUAUGUAAAAUUACUAAGCGGUACCUGCAAAGUAAAUUUCCCUUUAGCUA
This is a messenger RNA of Linum trigynum, 1066 nucleotides long. NCBI's taxonomy places the organism in Eukaryota, Viridiplantae, Streptophyta, Magnoliopsida, Malpighiales, Linaceae. The record is from the annotation of a GenBank genome assembly.